Molecule: messenger RNA, 3565 nt
Organism: Trichosurus vulpecula (common brushtail)
Lineage: Eukaryota; Metazoa; Chordata; Mammalia; Diprotodontia; Phalangeridae
Gene: KCNH3
Product: potassium voltage-gated channel subfamily H member 3
Exons: 15
Coding region: 1-3255 (1084 amino acids)
Biological process (GO): potassium ion transmembrane transport; regulation of membrane potential
Cellular component (GO): membrane
Molecular function (GO): voltage-gated potassium channel activity
Source: RefSeq, a predicted model, not a curated record
AUGCCGGCUAUGAGGGGGCUCCUGGCGCCGCAGAACACCUUUCUGGACACCAUCGCCACGCGCUUCGACGGGACGCACAGUAACUUCGUGCUGGGCAAUGCUCAGGUUCGGGGAUCCUUCCCUGUGGUUUACUGCUCUGAUGGCUUCUGCGACCUCACCGGCUUUUCUCGGGCUGAGGUCAUGCAGCGAGGUUGUGCCUGCUCCUUCCUCUAUGGUCCUGACACUAGUGACCUUGUCCGUCAGCAGAUCCGAAAGGCCCUAGAUGAGCACAAGGAGUUUAAAGCUGAGCUGAUUCUAUACAGAAAGAGUGGUCUCCCUUUCUGGUGCCUCUUGGAUGUAGUGCCCAUCAAGAAUGAGAAAGGUGAGGUGGCCCUCUUCCUGGUCUCCCACAAGGACAUCAGUGACUCCAAGAACCGCGGGGGACUAGACAACUGGAAGGAGGGAGGUGGUGGGCGGCGUAGGUACGGCCGGGCAGGGUCCAAGGGCUUCAAUGCCAAUAGGCGUCGGAGCCGGGCUGUGCUCUAUCACCUGUCUGGGCACCUGCAGAAGCAGCCAAAAAGCAAGCAUAAACUCAACAAGGGUGUAUUUGGGGAGAAACCAAACCUGCCUGAGUAUAAAGUAGCUGCCAUCCGGAAAUCACCUUUUAUCCUGCUACAUUGUGGGGCACUACGGGCCACCUGGGAUGGGUUCAUCUUGCUUGCCACACUCUAUGUAGCUGUCACCGUCCCCUACAGUGUGUGUGUCAGCGCUGCCCGGGAGCCCAAUGAGGCACGAGGCCCACCCAGUGUCUGCGACCUAGCCGUCGAGGUCCUCUUCAUCCUUGACAUUGUGCUGAAUUUCCGCACCACGUUCGUGUCCAAAUCAGGACAGGUUGUAUUUGCCCCACGUUCCAUCUGCCUCCACUAUGUCACCACCUGGUUCCUACUGGAUGUCAUCGCUGCCCUGCCCUUUGACCUGCUGCACGCCUUUGAAGUCAAUGUGUACUUUGGGGCUCACCUGCUGAAGACGGUGAGGCUAUUACGACUGCUCCGGCUGCUUCCAAGGCUGGACCGAUACUCUCAGUACAGUGCCGUGGUGCUGACGCUGCUCAUGGCUGUCUUUGCCCUGCUUGCCCACUGGGUGGCCUGCAUCUGGUUCUACAUCGGGCAGCAGGAGAUUGAGAGCAGCGAGUCUGAGCUCCCUGAAAUUGGUUGGCUGCAGGAGCUGGCCAGACGACUAGAGACGCCCUACUACCUGGUGGGGCGAGGCAGGACCGUGGGGAACAACUCUGGCCUGGGUGACAACUGCAGCAGCAGUGGCAGCAUUGAAGCCAACGGGACGGGGCUGGCGUUGCUGGGGGGCCCGUCCCUGCGUAGUGCCUACAUUACCUCUCUCUACUUUGCGCUGAGCAGCCUUACCAGCGUCGGCUUUGGCAACGUGUCGGCCAACACGGACACAGAGAAGAUUUUUUCCAUCUGCACCAUGCUGAUUGGGGCGCUGAUGCAUGCAGUGGUGUUUGGGAACGUGACGGCCAUCAUCCAGCGCAUGUACGCCCGCCGCUUCCUCUACCACAGCCGCACCCGGGACCUGCGGGACUACAUCCGCAUCCACCGCAUCCCUAAGCCGCUCAAACAGCGCAUGCUGGAGUACUUCCAAACGACUUGGGCCGUCAACAACGGCAUUGACACCACAGAGCUGCUGCAGAGCCUUCCAGAUGAACUCCGAGCUGACAUUGCAAUGCACCUCCAUAAGGAAGUUCUUCAGUUGCCCCUAUUCGAGGCAGCGAGCCGGGGUUGCCUGCGGGCACUGUCCCUGGCCCUGCGUCCAGCCUUCUGCACACCUGGCGAGUACCUCAUCCACCAGGGCGAUGCCCUGCAGGCCCUCUACUUCGUCUGCUCUGGCUCCAUGGAGGUGCUCAAGGGCGGCACUGUGCUGGCCAUCCUAGGGAAGGGUGAUCUGAUUGGCUGCGAGCUGCCUCAACGAGAACAGGUGGUAAAGGCCAAUGCUGAUGUGAAGGGCCUGACAUACUGUGCGCUGCAGUGCCUACAGCUGGCUGGACUCCAUGAGAGCCUGGCACUCUAUCCCGAGUUUGCGCCACGAUUCAGCCGUGGCCUCCGAGGGGAGCUCAGCUACAACCUAGGGGCUGGUGCAGGCCAUAAUGAGGGGGAUACGAGCUCACUGAGUGGAGACAAUACCCUGAUGUCCACUCUGGAGGAGAAAGAGACAGAUGGGGAGCCGGGGCCUACAGCUUCACCCACUCCAGCUGAUGAGCCUUCUAGCCCCUUGCUGUCUCCAGGCUGUGCCUCUGCCUCCUCGGCUGCUAAGCUGCUAUCCCCUCGCCGGGCGGCCCCACCAUCCCGCCUGGGUACCCGAGGACGGCUGAGCCAGGCAGGGGGAGCACAAGCUGAGGUUGCACGUGCUUCACGCUCGCUGGGCCUGGAGGGACUGAGGCUACCUUCCAUGUCCUGGAAUGCCCCCCCUGACCUAAGCCCCAGGGUCGUGGAUGGCAUUGAGGAUGGCUGUGGAUCUGAUCAGCCAAAAUUCACCUUUCGUGUGGGACGGCCUGGUCCAGAUUGCAGGAGUCCCUCCCCAGGUCCAGAGAGUGGACUGCUCACCAUCCCCCUCGGGCCCAGUGAGGCUAGAAGCGCAGAUACGCUGGACAAGCUGCAACAAGCGGUGGCUGAGCUGUCGGAACAGGUACUACAAAUGCGUGAAGGGCUACAGUCCCUUCGACAGGUGGUGCAGCUCUUCUUGGUGCCCCAUGGGGAGGGGCUGUCCCCCAGGGCAGGAGAGGGUCCUUGCCCAUCAAGGGGGUCUGGACUCCUGCAGCCCCUCUGUGUGGACACUGGUGCCCCUUCCUACUGCCUGCAGCCCUCCGCUGGAUCCUUCCUCAGUGGAGCCUGCCCCCGACACCAGCCAGGCCCCCCACCCCUCACGGCUCCCUGGCCUUGGGGCCCUCCAGCCUCUCAGAGUUCUCCCUGGCCCCAGGCUACAGCUUUCUGGACCUCUCUGUCAGAUUCGGAGCCCCCAGGCUCUGCAGAACUUGGCCCUGUGCCUAGCACAGCUGCCUCACCCCCACCCACUGAUGAGCCGGCUGGAGCAGGGCCCCAGGAAACCUCCUCAGGCCAAGCUGAGGAAACUAGCACUGGGGAGCCCCCACCAGGGCCAGGCAGCCUGUCUCUGACUUGGGAUCCCCACAGCCUAGAGAUGGUGUUGAUCGGCUGCCAUGGCUCCAGCACUGUCCAGUGGUCCCAGGAGGAAGGGACAGGGGUCUGAACUGUUCUACACCCAGGACUCAGUGUUGUCCCAUCACACUGCUACCCUAGCCCUCCCAGGUGGAAGGAAGGGGUGGCAGGUACCGCAUAGGCUCAUUCCCUCCUGCUGGUUCAGGGCCCUGGGCAGGGGAGUAAAGGCCCAGCUCACCACUGGUUCAGGAUUCAGGGCCCAGGGGCAAAAGGUAGCCGCUUCCUUGGGGUAUCCAGUCCUGGUUUGUUCCCCCUCUUCAUUUCCCCUCUGCAGGCUGGAGGGGUGGAGUCCCUGUGUGCCCUGCAUGUAUCCCUUACCCAGCUACCAUGUCCCCAUUCCC